Molecule: messenger RNA, 1686 nt
Organism: Aspergillus udagawae
Lineage: Eukaryota; Fungi; Ascomycota; Eurotiomycetes; Eurotiales; Aspergillaceae
Product: glycerophosphocholine acyltransferase
Exons: 2
Coding region: 1-1686 (561 amino acids)
Biological process (GO): phosphatidylcholine biosynthetic process
Source: RefSeq, a predicted model, not a curated record
AUGGUGAUGCUAACUUUCGGCCGCUUUCUUAGUCGUCCCUACCCUCACAGCCGGGAAGGCCCUACAAUCUUCUCGUUCCAACAAAAACUCAUCAUGGAGGGCGUCGGACUCGACGGUGAUCAAGACGGAAAGACGAACCGGACGACGGGCGUGCAUGACUCUCCUGUGUUGCAACCCGUGGCAGUGGAAGAUAUGGAUGCCUUCUAUGACACGGAUGAAUAUGCCAACUCCUCCAAUCGCUCAUAUUCGCCGCCAGCCUCUCCUCCUAGGCUGUCGCGAAAUCCUUCUUUCUCAUAUCAGGAUGAUUGGGAGACGUUUCCGCCGCUAGAUAAACUCACCGUGUUUGACUUGCUUGACAACCUUUCACUCUCUCAGAAACUCGAGAAAUGGCAACAGGCGAUCAAUGCGCAGAGAGAGAAGGUCCGAAAGCAGCGCGAAAAGCUGAAGUCUACUUCAAUGAACGCAAAGGAUCGAGUGGUCGGAGAAUGGAAGCGGCGGAUUCCUACAGCCGAUGAGCAGUUGGCUAAAUAUCGCCGUCGGAUGAGUGACGGUGUCAAGCGGCUGGAGAAGCAGUGGAGUGCCACGGCCACGGUGACACUACGCGAGAAGGUUUCGUUCAUCGCGGGUGUUCUCAAUAUCUUCAUCAGCGGCUACCUCAUCGGAGCCUACCCGGAAUACUUUUAUAUCUGGUUCAGCGCGCAGUUGGCCUAUUUCAUGCCGAUACGAUACUAUGGAUACCACAAAAAGGGAUAUCAUUAUUUCCUUGCCGAUCUUUGCUACUUUGUCAACAUGCUUUGCAUGCUCAGUAUAUGGGUUUUCCCGAGGUCCAAGAGACUUUUUAUCAGCACCUUCUGCCUCACUUUUGGAAACAAUGCCGUUGCUAUUGCAAUGUGGCGAAACUCCAUGGUCUUCCACAGCAUGGACAAGGUCGUCAGUCUCUUCAUUCACAUCAUGCCACCAGUUACCUUACACUGUCUCGUCCAUCUCACUCCUGCGAAAAUGCUGCAAGAGAGAUUUCCGGCGGUCUACGACGUCAAGUUUAGCAAACCUGGCUCUCCCAACCACUAUUCUCUCCUUUCCAUGAUGCUGUGGGCAACCGUGCCUUACAUGAUCUGGCAGCUGACCUAUCAUUUUUUCAUUACCGUGCGUCGUGCCGAGAAGAUCGCCGCUGGGCGUCCUACCAGCUUCACGUGGCUUCGCAAGUCCUACGCAAAGACCUGGAUUGGGAAGUGUGUGAUCAGUCUUCCCGAAUCAUUGCAAGCACCUGCCUUUAUGAUGAUUCAAUACCUUUAUGCGGUUCUGACCAUGAUUCCUUGUCCCCUCUGGUUCCGUUACCGGUGGGCCAGCGGUGUUUUCUUGACUGCCCUAUUCAUUUGGAGUAUCCAUAAUGGCGCCACUUACUACAUUGACAUCUUUGGCAAACGGUUCCAGAAGGAGCUGGAAGAGCUGAAGAAAGACGUUGCCCGCUGGCAGGCCUCUCCGGCUGGUAUGACCAGCCCGACGCUGCCGAUCUUGAACAACCCGUCUUCCGCAGGGGCUGGCGUCCUCAAUGACUCACCGUCUGCGCACAAGGAAUGCGACAAGUCAAGUCUCGACCAGAUCCCUCCGCUUGACGCCAGUGCGGUGUCGACUGCCAUAGAUGGCUCCAAUUUUGCGGACGCUGCGAUUACGCGAGAGAGAAAGUAG